AUGGAGACCGCCCAGAGCUUUACAGCUCGCAGGUCCGCCGCUUCCAACCUCCCAACCUUCCAACUCCCCCCGCCGGACCAUAUCCAACGGUAUCCAGCAGCAUACGCGCCGACAAGCUCAACUCAACCAACACCAGCAGUGGUCAGCAGCGUUCUGACGCCUCCAGCCGGUGUACCAAGUGAUGGUCUGAGCCCGUUGGCAUCAAGUGUGAAUAGUGGCAGUUCCGGCAGUUCAGCAGCAGGCGUUCCUCCAUAUCAACCAAUGGGUUAUUGGCCUACCCCGCAAAACCCUUCCUAUACCUUCUCCUCCGCACCGCCAAUGCCUGCUUCAUACGCCCAGCAACAGCAGAGCUACAUGGGGCGCCCACUGUACUCACCAUCCAUUAAUUUCCCAAAUCGAAAUACCAAUUCACACUCUCCUGCGACUGGUGAAGGACUUCCCCCACCUCCCUACGAUAUUAGCCUUCCUCCAUUUCCCACAUCAAUGUCUGGUGGCAGUGGUGGGCAGCAACAAAGUCUCCCAACUCUUGCGCCUCAGCAACAGCAGCAGCAGCAGGCUCAACAACAACAACAGCAACAGCAAGCCCAAGCGCAGCAACAGCAGCAUCAACAGCAGCAGCAACAACAACAACAACAACAACAGCAGGCUCAACAACAGCAGCAACAGCAGCAGCAAUUGAGCAAUCCCCAGCAGCCAAGCUCGCAAGCGCCUCAACAGGCACCUUUGCACGCCCCGGAUACUUAUGGUGGUCGCCCUCCUCCAACUCCUACCUACUACACGCCGUCAUCGACACCACAACAAUCGUCAUUCCCUGCAUACACUCAACAAUCUCCGACUCAGCAAUCCCCAAAUACCUCUUCCGCGCCGUCAAAUAGAAUUUCUCCUGUCUCAAGUCAGCCACAUUCGUCAAUGGCAGCACCACAAGGCUACCAUUCUCGACCAUCGUAUAGCGGGUACGCGCUUCCUGCGAUGGCUGGCCCGAUCAUGUCCAAUGUGCAUAGCCCAGGGAAUCAGAUGGCCCUUGUAGGGGGAAUGAACAUGCAGUAUCCUCAGCAUCAAAUGGGCGGGCCAAUGUACGGGCAUCACCCCGGACAACAGCAGCAACAGAAUGACCGACCAUUCAAAUGUGACCAAUGUCCACAAUCCUUCAAUCGUAACCAUGAUUUGAAGCGACAUAAGCGGAUCCAUUUGGCGGUGAAGCCAUUCCCAUGUGGACACUGUGAGAAGAGCUUUUCGAGGAAAGAUGCAUUGAAGAGACAUAUUCUGGUGAAAGGCUGUGGGAAGAGCCCCACGAACGGUACCACGAACGCGAAUGGAGGUAGCCAAUCCCCAGUAGACAAGAGCGAGGUGAUGAGCGAUUCGACCGAGGACAAUAGUCCGGAGAUGUUGAAGAAGGAGUUGUAA
Messenger RNA from Hyaloscypha bicolor E, 1404 nucleotides. RefSeq lists its product as uncharacterized. NCBI's taxonomy places the organism in Eukaryota, Fungi, Ascomycota, Leotiomycetes, Helotiales, Hyaloscyphaceae. The transcript is spliced from 2 exons. Gene Ontology annotation, biological process: regulation of transcription by RNA polymerase II. The record is from RefSeq and is a predicted model, not a curated record. The coding region runs from base 1 to 1404 and encodes 467 amino acids. Gene Ontology annotation, molecular function: RNA polymerase II cis-regulatory region sequence-specific DNA binding; DNA-binding transcription factor activity.